AUGUACCAGACGUCCCUGAAGUCAAAAGAGGACUACGAGAACGGCAGCUGCGAGGCACCACUCCGCACUGCUCUGAUGGGCACGAUGGCCAUGGAGCUCAAGGCACGUGUAGCCAAAACCUCCGAAGAGCAUCUUCACAAACUGUGCCUGGAAGCUGGCUGGUUGACCACGGACAACAAGUGGCAGUAUCUCGCGUGGAGUCCGCAAGAAAAGAAAUUGAUGCCGACAACAAAGGAGCCGAUGACACACACGGCCAUUCUGGAGACUAUGGAGCAAAUCACAGAACUCACAUCGCAGCCAGGCCUGGUUCAUCGAUUUCACUCCUUGCGGCCACUGAAAGAGACCUACCAGACGGACGCGGUCAUCAUGCUCCUCGCGCAGUCAAUCCGCCCGGAAGCCAACAAGCUCUACAGCCUCUUCACUCGAAUUCAGGAUCUCGCGGCGACCCAGCUAAUCGGCCUACGCCUAAGACAGGAGCGGGUCAAGCCAAGCCAUCUGGCGGGAGCCGAGGGGAUCAUCAGCACUGGCUGA
Symbiodinium sp. CCMP2592 is the source of this 531-nucleotide messenger RNA. NCBI's taxonomy places the organism in Eukaryota, Dinophyceae, Suessiales, Symbiodiniaceae. The record is from the annotation of a GenBank genome assembly.